Molecule: messenger RNA, 1224 nt
Organism: Colius striatus (speckled mousebird)
Lineage: Eukaryota; Metazoa; Chordata; Aves; Coliiformes; Coliidae
Product: probable G-protein coupled receptor
Exons: 1
Coding region: 1-1224 (407 amino acids)
Biological process (GO): G protein-coupled receptor signaling pathway
Cellular component (GO): signaling receptor complex; plasma membrane; endosome
Molecular function (GO): G protein-coupled receptor activity
Source: RefSeq, a predicted model, not a curated record
AUGGCGAGCAGGACGGGGCUGAACACCACGGCCAGUCUGGAGCCACUGUCUGUCCCCAAGCAGUCCAUGGCCCAGGAGGUGCUGGGCCUCCUCUGCAUGGUCCUGCUCACCCUCAUCGCCCUGGUAGCCAACACCGUGGUGAUGGUCGUCAUUCUCAGAACCCCCCUUCUCAGGAAGUUCAUCUUUGUCUGCCACCUCUGCGCAGUCGAUCUCCUCUCUGCCAUUUUCCUCAUGCCCCUGGGGAUCAUCUCCAGCUCCUCCUGCUUCAACAGGGUGAUCUACAGCAUCGCCGAGUGCAAGGGCAUGAUGUUCCUGAACAUCUGCUUCAUCAGCGCCUCCAUCCUCACCAUCUCCGUCAUCAGCGUGGAGCGGUACUACUACAUCGUCCACCCUAUGAGGUACGAGGUCAAGAUGACCAUCAGGCUGGCAGCGGCCGGAGUCGUCUUCGUUUGGGUCAAGUCUGUUCUCAUCACCGUCUUGGCACUGGUGGGGUGGCCUCAGGGCAACGGGGCCACCAGCGCCAGCCGCUGCACGGUCUACUGGAGCCCCGGGGCCCACAAGAAGGUUUUUGUGAUCCUCUUCAGUGUCGCCUGCUUCGUCCUGCCCACCAUCAUCAUCUUCGCGGUGUACGGCAGGGUGUACCGCGUGGCGCGCCUGGCGUCCCUGCAGCACGCGCCGGCACACGCGCCCGCGCCGCCGCGCCGCGCUGACUCCGUGGCCAGCCAGGUCACCAUCGUCACUGCCAGGAACCUGCCGCUGCCCAGGCUGACGCCGGAGCGCUUUUUGGGGAGCAACAAGGCCAUCCUCACCUUGGUCCUCAUCGUGGGACAGUUCCUGUGCUGCUGGCUGCCCUUCUUCGCUUUCCACUUGCAUUCCUCUGUGGCGGGCAGCGCGGCGGGCGGCGGGCACGGCGAGAUGGUGGUCACCUGGAUCGCCUACUCCUCCUUUGCCAUCAACCCCUUCUUCUACGGGCUGCUGAACCGGCAGAUCCGGGAGGAGCUGGCCCGGCUCCGGCGCGGCUGCCUCGCCCGCCCGCUGGGCCACGAGCUCUGUCUCUCCGUCUCGGAGGCUUCUGUCCAAGAAAACUUCUUGCAGUUCCUCCAGAGAGCGACUUGCACGCUGGAGACUCACGCCAGCUGCAUCAGCCCCAGCCCCAAGAACAGGCUGGACCAGCCCAAGAUGGGCUUCCCCGUCCCAGAUCAAGCUCCUGAGGAGAGCAGCUGA